AUGGACAGCUUCACGUUAUCCCCAGAGGUAAACGAUCUUUUGGAAUUCGACAAAAGUCACUUAUGGCAUCCAUAUACUUCUAUGAAAAAUCCUUUACCCGUAUACCCAGUAAAAUCAGCUAGUGGAUCCCUUAUCACCCUGGAUGCCUCGACGAAUGGGCCAUUGAACCCCACUUUAGUGGAGGCAAUGUCGUCUUGGUGGUGCAUGAUCCACGGUUACAACAAUACGGAGAUUAACGAGGCAAUGAUCUCGCAGAUUCAGCGCAUGUCCCACGUUAUGUUUGGUGGUUUAACCCAUGCACCAGUAAUUCAUCUGGUGCAGAGAUUGUUGGCUUUAGUUGGCCAUAGAAAGCUCCAAUGCUGUUUCAUGGCGGAUUCUGGCUCGGUAGCAGUUGAAGUAUCAAUGAAAAUGGCUUUACAGUAUGAAUUCACCAAGAAUGGUGACAAAAGUGGAAAAUGCAAAUUCUUAGCGGUUCGGAAUGGAUACCACGGCGACACAUUCGGAGCUAUGAGCGUGUGUGAUCCUGUAAAUUCCAUGCACUCCUUGUACAGCGGCUAUUUACCUGAAAACAUUUUUGUUUCAGCUCCUUCGAUGCUGGACACACUCCCUACGUCAAAAGCCUUCAAGGAAGCGCCUGAAAUCUUCAAAAUGGCAGCCAAUUGGCGUUCGUCGGAUAUUGACGAAUUGAGGGCUACCGUCGAAGAGCGGCACUCCGAGAUUUGCGCCUUGAUUCUGGAACCCAUUUUGCAGGGAGCUGGUGGUAUGAGACUCUACCAUCCCCAGUACCUAAUUGAGGCUCGUAAGCUGUGUACAAGGUACGCUAUUCCCCUUAUCAUGGACGAGAUCGCCACAGGGUUUGGGCGGACUGGUGAGAUGUUUGCUUUUCACCAUUGUAAAGUGUACCAAGACGGACUGAAAAUCGCGGCUGAAGAUCAAGUGGAUGUCUACCCGGACAUUCUGUGUGUGGGAAAGGCAUUGACAGGUGGCUAUAUGACAUUGAGCGCAGUGAUCACCACAGAUCAUAUCAAAGAUGUCAUUUCGAGUCCUAACAGCGUCACUGGUGGGUGUUUCAUGCACGGCCCAACAUUUAUGGCCAAUCCACUAGCAUGCAGUGCUGCUAACAAAUCCUUAGAAAUACUCGCAAGAGGUCACUGGCGCGAGCAGACCAGCCGCAUCGAAAAACAAUUGGUACAUCAGCUGUAUGUUCCCUUGAAGAAUGAUGAGCAGCUCAUGGGCUCCCUCAUUCAAGACGUGCGAGUUGUAGGGGCUGUAGGAGUGGUGGAGCUUCAAAAUCCAGUAAAUUUAUCGUGGUUUCAUCAAAGGUUUGUGGCCAAGGGUGUUUAUGUGAGACCAUUCAACAAGCUUAUCUACAUUAUGCCACCAUAUAUCAUAACAGAGAAUGAGUUGACGAAGGUAACUCACACAAUUAUAGAGGUGAUCCAAGAAUGGAAACAAGAGCUGGAUAGACGUAAAAAUUGUUGA
Molecule: messenger RNA, 1482 nt
Organism: Lachancea dasiensis
Lineage: Eukaryota; Fungi; Ascomycota; Saccharomycetes; Saccharomycetales; Saccharomycetaceae
Source: the annotation of a GenBank genome assembly